Lasiosphaeria miniovina is the source of this 1974-nucleotide messenger RNA. Its product is annotated as chaperonin Cpn60/TCP-1 family. Bases 147 to 1850 code for a protein of 567 amino acids. The record is from RefSeq and is a predicted model, not a curated record. Lineage: Eukaryota; Fungi; Ascomycota; Sordariomycetes; Sordariales; Lasiosphaeriaceae. Gene Ontology annotation, biological process: protein folding. The transcript is spliced from 3 exons. Gene Ontology annotation, cellular component: chaperonin-containing T-complex. Gene Ontology annotation, molecular function: ATP-dependent protein folding chaperone; ATP hydrolysis activity; ATP binding.
AGCUGCCUGUGGAGGACGGCCAGCAGGGUGAAGCUCGAAAUUGCCUAGAACCGCAUCAACAAUCCCAAACCCGAUUUUCGAUCGCACCGCCCUGCUCUCCCCACCACCUCUCUUCCCGACGCUGCGAUUACCGAUAACGCCUCAUCAUGACCUCCUUAUUUGACCAGCCGCGCAACGGGCAGCUAUUUCUUGGUGGACAAAAGAUCUCUGGAGCCGAUAUUCGAGACCAAAAUGUUCUAGCUACACAGGCCAUCGCAAAUGUCGUCAAGAGCUCGUUCGGCCCCAGCGGGCUGGACAAGAUGAUGGUGGAUGAUAUCGGAGACGUGACAGUGACAAACGAUGGCGCCACCAUUCUCAGCUUACUCGACGUCGAGCACCCGGCCGGCAAGAUCUUGGUCGACCUGGCGCACCAGCAGGACAAGGAAGUGGGCGACGGCACGACGUCGGUGGUGCUCAUCGCGGCCGAGCUGCUCCGGAGAGGAAACGAGCUCAUGAAGAACCGGAUACACCCCACCACCAUCAUCACGGGAUACCGCCUGGCGCUCCGCGAGGCGGUCAAGUACAUGAACGAGCACAUCAGCAUCAAGGUCGAGAACCUGGGGCGCGAGUCGCUGCUGAACAUCGCCAAGACUUCCAUGUCGAGCAAGGUCAUCGGCGGAGACUCAGGGUUCUUCUCCAACAUGGUGGUCGACGCCAUGCAGGCCGUCAAGUCGACAAACAACAGGAACGAGGUCAAGUACCCGGUGAAGGCCGUCAACAUCCUCAAGGCGCACGGCAAGGGUGCGCUGGAGUCUAUACUUGUCAAGGGCUACGCGCUGAACUGCACGGUUGCUUCGCAGGCCAUGACAACGCGGGUAACAGAUGCUAAAAUUGCCGUCUUGGACAUGAACUUCCAAAAGGAGCGCAUGAAGCUCGGCGUCCAGAUCACCAUCGACGACCCUCAGCAGCUGGAGCAGAUCCGGGCGCGAGAGGCCGGCAUGGUCCUAGAGCGGGUAGAGCUCAUCCUGAAGGCGGGUGCAAACGUUAUCCUCACAACAAAGGGCAUCGACGACAUGGUCAUGAAGCUGUUCAUCGAGAAGGGCGCCAUGGCCGUGCGCCGAUGCAAGAAGGAAGACCUGCGCCGGAUCGCGAGAGCGACGGGCGCGACCAUGCUCAGCACGCUCUCGGAUCUAAACGGCGACGAGAAGUACGAGGCGUCGUAUCUCGGACACGCCGAGGAGGUGUCGCAGGAGCGCAUUUCGGACGACGAGUGCAUAUUGAUCAAGGGCACCAAGGUGCACUCGUCGGCCUCCAUCAUCCUCCGCGGAUCCAACGACUUCCAGCUCGACGAGAUGGAGCGGUCGGUGCACGACAGCCUGUGCGCCGUCAAGCGGACGCUCGAGAGCGGCAGCAUCGUGCCGGGCGGCGGCGCCGUCGAGACGGCCCUACACAUUUACCUCGAGGAGUUCGCCGGCACGGUCGGGUCGAGGGAACAGCUCGCGAUCGCCGAGUUUGCGCAGUCGCUGCUGGUUAUCCCCAAGACGCUCGCAGUCAACGCAGCCAAGGAUGCGUCGGAGCUGGUGGCGCAGCUGCGGUCUCGGCACGCGCUUUCGCAGCGCAUCCAGGAGGGCGAGGCCAACGAGGACGAGAAGAUCGUUGCGCGUAAGAAGGCGUACAAGAACUAUGGGCUGGACUUGACCAAGGGCAAGGUGGUGGACGAGAUCAAGGCGGGCGUGGUGGAGCCGAGCAUGAGCAAGAUUCGGCAACUGAAGAGCGCUGUGGAGGCGUGCAUCAGCAUCAUGCGCAUCGAUACCCUGAUUAAGUUGGAUCCGGAGCAGAGACAGGAGGAGGACGACGGACACGACCACUAGACGGGGAGCGACAACGCUGUGGGGCUAUAGAGUGAAACGAAAACAAGCGACGCAAGAUAAGAGGCAGUUCCGGCCAGUGGAUGGCUAAUGAAUGUAUAUGUAACCGGUCCGAGGCCUAUAUUUU